AUGCCAGCUAAGACACCCAUCUACCUGAAAGCUGCCAAUACUAAGAAAGGGAAGAAAUUCAAAUUAAGGGAUAUUUUGUCUCCUGAUAUGAUCAGUCCACCACUCGGAGACUUUCGCCACACCAUACACAUUGGGAAAGAGGGACAACAUGAUGUUUUUGGAGACAUCUCAUUUCUGCAAGGAAAUUAUGAGCUGUUACCUGGGAACGAGGGAACACCAAGAGUUGGUCAGUUUGGUGGACAUAAUGAGUUCUUAAGGGCAAACAGCACCUGUGACUCCAUGUUUACAGAAACUCCUUCACCCGUGCUCAAAAAUGCCAUCUCGCUUCCUGCCAUUGGUGGUUCUCAAGCCCUUGUGUUGCCCUUAUUGUCACCAGUGACAUUUAAUUCGAAGCGGGACUCUUUUGGGCCAUCAAAGAAUCCAAGGCUUAGUUGUGAGCCAGUAAUGGAAGAAAAAUUGCAGGAGAAAAGCAAACAGUUGGAGAAUGGGGAAAUGUACAAAGAUGACAUUCUAUGGGAGCCAAAUGGUUCUGGAUCGCAUUAUACUAAUGGCAGAGAGAGUCAUUCAUCCAGCCUUUCUGAACAGUGCACUGAUUGGCAAACAGUUGACUUACUUGAUGACAGUCAUCUCUCAUGUGAACUAACCAAGGCAGAGACUAAGUCAGAAGAAUCCUUGUCAGAUCUUGCAGGCUCGCUUCUUUCUUUGCAGCUUGACCUGGGACCCUCACUUCUGGAUGAAGUCCUCAAUGUAAUGGACAAAAAUAAAUCCUAG
Gopherus flavomarginatus (Mexican gopher tortoise) is the source of this 771-nucleotide messenger RNA. RefSeq names its product cdc42 effector protein 3-like. NCBI's taxonomy places the organism in Eukaryota, Metazoa, Chordata, Testudines, Testudinidae. The record is from RefSeq and is a predicted model, not a curated record. Bases 1 to 771 code for a protein of 256 amino acids. The transcript has a single exon.